Trichomonas vaginalis G3 is the source of this 1149-nucleotide messenger RNA. RefSeq lists its product as uncharacterized. The transcript has a single exon. Lineage: Eukaryota; Parabasalia; Trichomonadida; Trichomonadidae. The coding region runs from base 1 to 1149 and encodes 382 amino acids. The record is from RefSeq and is a predicted model, not a curated record.
AUGUUCCAAAUAGAUCUUGAUGAGAGAGAAAGACAAGUUAACGUAAAAACAUGGAUGCAAUCAACUCCAGAUCAUGUUGAACCAGCAGAAAAGAACAGUAGAUCAAAAAUGAUAGAUACUACAGUAAUGAUCACAAAGACUCCAGAAGUUAGACUCGAUCCACCAAAUGAUGAUUUCUAUGCCACAAGCGAAAUAAUGAGUAUUGGAUAUAAAAUUAAGGAUGAAGGCGAAUUUAACAUUACAUGUUAUGUAGACAAUAAUUACAAGGCUUCAAAGAAAGAUAACGCAAAUGGCAAUUGGAAGUUAGGUACACUUAAUGUCCCACUUGAUGGUGUCAAUUAUUAUACAGAAGGUGGAAUUAUCUCAUCUACAACACACAAAUUAAGAAUAGAAGUUACAGAUCCAUAUGGUUCUAAAGUUACUAAAGAAAAAGUAUUUUACAUAAGGAACCCAACUGAAAUUACAAAUGUCGAAAUUUCUAAAUAUUCAUAUGCUCAAGAUGAAAAUCUUCAAGUCAAAAUUACAUAUAACGAUGCAGAUUCUGAUAAAUUCUUAAAAUUCUUCUGCAAAGUUGGUGAUAAUAUUCAAUUAUUAAAUUCAAAGUCUUCCAGAGGAAGGAAUGGACAAUCAAUUACAUUUGGUUACAAGCCUACUUUUGCCAUUCCACCAGAACAAUAUACAUUUGAAUUCUUCAUUUCAGUCGUAUCAAAUCCAGAUUUCAACAAUCCACCAAAGAAUGGCAUUUCAAGAGUUUUCCCAGUGACAAUUCAAAAGACAUUCAAACCAACUUUGACUUUGAAUGCAAUUUCCCCACUCAAAUAUACACCUAAUUCAGUGAUUUCAUUAUCAGGACAGGUUUCCGGUGAUGGCGAUGUCACACUUAAAUUCUACAAGGAUGGUGUUGCAAUGAAACAAACAGCUUCCAUUGAAGACCAAACUGACGUAAUGAAAGACUUCACAACUGAUGAGUUUGUUAUUCCAUCAGAUUAUGCUUAUGGAUCAUACACAAUUACAGUCAAGGCCCAGACAAAGGCUCUAAAGAAGGAAGUUUAUGAAAGUGAAGGAGUUGAGAUACAAUUCAUGGUUAUGAACAAACCAUCAAUUGGUAACUUCCAAAUGUAUGACGCAACAGUUGAAAGAUAUGGCUAA